Molecule: messenger RNA, 1194 nt
Organism: Nicotiana tabacum (common tobacco)
Lineage: Eukaryota; Viridiplantae; Streptophyta; Magnoliopsida; Solanales; Solanaceae
Product: F-box protein At1g20360-like
Molecular function (GO): protein binding
Source: RefSeq, a predicted model, not a curated record
AUGGAACUGAAUGAUGAUUUAGUUGUGGAGAUCAUCUCCUACUUACCUUUGAAGCUUGCAGUUCGAUGUAAAGUUCUAAACAAGAAUUUCAAUAGUUGGAUUUCUGAUCCUAAAUUUUCUCAAACUUUGCUCCAACAUCAAAACAUCUCUACACUACUCCUCUAUUCUUCAUCAGAUCGUUCAUCCCAGCACUUCCACAAAAUCUUCAUAAACCCUAUCGUAACCACGGAGUAUAAGACGACGUUACCCGUUAACGUUGACGUUGUGGCCUCAAGUAAGGGUCUGCUUCUCCUUAACUUUGGUGAAGUUGUGGGUUUCUGUGUUUUCAAUCCUCUAACUGGGGCGCAUCAAUUGAUACCAUACCCAAAGCCUACAAAAGAUUAUCGUACAAGAAUUGGUAAUGCAUGCUUGGCGGUUGAUUACCCUACUUCUGAUCAAUAUAAACUGGUAACCAUAGGGCAGCUGGGUGGAAAAGAAGGAGGGUAUAAGUUUCAAGUAUUUUCAUCCGAGGGAUCUGAUGGUAUGUGGCAUAAAUUCCAAUUGAGAAUGGACUUGAGCAAUACUUUUAGUAAUUUUCUCAGUUGUAACCCUGUUUAUGUGAAUGAUUCCGUGCAUUGGCUCAGAAAUGAUGGUCGUGUCGUUGCUUUUAAUACAAAGAGAGAAGAGGCUACGGUUCUUGACCUACCUGAGUUCAUCAAUCAUCAUGAUCCCAUUCACGGUACCAUUAAGCCUCGUUUCGAUACAUGGUUAGGGAUAGCGCAAGGUUUACUUACCCUUAUAUGCCUUUUUAAGAAAUCAACAGUCAUUGCUUCUUAUGAUUAUGUAACCAACAAUUGGAGAGUUACUCAUACUUCAGCCAACUUCAUAAAGGGUGUGUCCCGGUUUCGCCAUAAUUUUGGUUUUCCAAUCUGGAUUGACAACAAACAAGUACUUUUCUUACUAGAUCGUCGUCACGUGAAAGAGGUUCGACAUUUGUACGAAUAUGAUUCCGAGAUGAACAGAUAUAAAAUUGCAGCAGUUUUGGACAAAGACGAUAGGGUAACUCUUUAUCGCUUGCCUGCCUUCAGCCCAACAUUAGCCAGUGUUCACAAGACUCUCUCAGCAGUCACAGUCACAGUGGACCUGAAACAUCUAUCAGCUAUUACUGCAACCUUAGAUGAACUCAAAAGAUUUAUUACUGAAGGCACCUGUUAA